Molecule: messenger RNA, 2038 nt
Organism: Fukomys damarensis (Damara mole-rat)
Lineage: Eukaryota; Metazoa; Chordata; Mammalia; Rodentia; Bathyergidae
Gene: Scn3b
Product: sodium voltage-gated channel beta subunit 3
Exons: 8
Coding region: 106-753 (215 amino acids)
Biological process (GO): ventricular cardiac muscle cell action potential; sodium ion transport; regulation of heart rate by cardiac conduction
Cellular component (GO): voltage-gated sodium channel complex
Molecular function (GO): sodium channel regulator activity
Source: RefSeq, a predicted model, not a curated record
GCCGGGCGGGGCGGAAGAAGCCCGUGCUCCUGAUCGCGGGGAUCCUAGCCAGAGCGUAGCUGUUCCUAGGGAAGGCAGAGCCGCGGAAGCCACCUGCCGAGAAGGAUGCCGGCCUUCAACAGUUUGUUUCCCCUCGUUUCUCUCCUGCUCAUCUACUGGGUCAGCGUCUGCUUCCCUGUGUGUGUGGAAGUGCCCUCCGAGACAGAGGCCGUCCAGGGCAACUCUAUGAAGCUGCGCUGCAUCUCCUGCAUGAAGAGGGAGGAGGUGGAGGCCACUACGGUGGUGGAAUGGUUCUACAGGCCUGAGGGCGGUAAAGACUUCCUUAUCUUCGAGUAUCGCAAUGGCCACCAGGAGGUUGAGAGCCCCUUCCAGGGACGCCUGCAGUGGAAUGGGAGCAAGGACCUGCAAGAUGUGUCCAUCACUGUGCUCAAUGUCACUCUGAAUGACUCUGGCCUCUACACCUGCAACGUGUCCCGGGAGUUUGAGUUUGAGGCUCAUAGACCCUUGGUGAAGACCACACGGCUGAUACCGCUCCGAGUCACUGAGGAAGCAGGAGAAGACUUCACCUCUGUGGUCUCAGAAAUCAUGAUGUACAUCCUCCUAGUCUUCCUCACUUUGUGGCUGCUUAUUGAGAUGAUAUAUUGCUACAGAAAGGUCUCAAAGGCUGAAGAGGCAGCCCAAGAAAAUGCGUCUGACUACCUUGCCAUCCCAUCCGAGAACAAGGAGAACUCCGCAGUACCUGUGGAGGAAUGAAGCGGUAUGACUUAAGGUGGCCUGAACACUGAGAGACUGGAUAUCUCAGGUUCAGUGAUGCUGGUAGCAUCAGGAGUGUGCCCCAGCGGCCCCAUCACUUCCUUCCUGCAACCAUCUUUCCUCUCAUUCAUCACUGAUCCACCCACCUCCGAGCUUUCCCUGCUGACUUCCUAACUCUGUCAGAACUCUACACACCAUAAGACUUUGCCAGAACGAAGGAGCCAACAUUUCUACACAGAUUCAACCUCACCCUGACCUGGCUUUCCAGCAAGCAGCGCCCACGCCUACUGGAUUUCUCAUCUGUGCUCCAAAUAAUGUUGUACAAGUGCUGAAAGUAGCACCUCCCUCUGCCCCAGCUGGCUGGAUCUGGCUCAUUCUCCAUUCCUGCAAGAAAAUGUCUUACUGGUAGGAACAAGUAAUUAGUUGGGUCAAAGCAAAAGCAUGUCAUGUAAUUGAACUCUUUGAAGUCAGUUUUUUCAAGUUCCUGGCCCACUUGGCUAGAACACCAGAGAGAAGCAUGCCUCUAGAUUCUCCAGUGACAAAGAUCCUUAAGCAUGGACUAAAAUGCUCUCUGGAGCUUAACACUCUGGACUAGAUUCCCAUAGGUCUCUGAGGCCUGUACUGGACACAGUCCUGAGAAUCCAAGGGCAGGAGACUUGGGAAGGACCAAGGGCAAUUUAAAUGGCUCAAAAAAGCCAUACAACACAUUCCUGAUCUUACUGGGAUGAUGGAUGUGUGCCCUUCUUAGAGAGUGUAUCGUCUGUGGAUUUGGACUGGAAUGCCUAAAGUCUUCCUCUCAAAAUAUCUGUGGAUCAGUAUUAUUCCUCAUUUUACAGGAAGCAACUGAGAUUCACACAGGGCUUAAAUGGAUGAGAAACUUGAGACAAAAGGGAGCGGUGAUAAGCUUUAGGUGCUGCCCCGUUACUUCCAGGGAUAGACUGUUUUGUCUUUGAAAAGACUUUGACAUUGAGCUUGGCUAUAGCUACGCCUCUUGCAGAAGCAUAAAUUUGGGGUGGAUGAUCCAGCUGGGGUUAACUAUGAUAGAUCCUAGAAACUAGAAACUGGCCAAGAAAGCAGAGAUGCGGACAUGAGAUAGGCCAAGGAUUUCCUACAAAAAUUUGUGAAUAUGAAAUAUCUUUCAGAAUGAGAUUACAUCUUAGAAUGAUAUUCAAAUUAAGAGAAAUGCCUUUUAAGAUGAGCAUUUUCACACAUGCUUACAAUCUGAGAGGCUGAGGCAGGAGGAUCAUGAGUUUGAGCCCUCUUUGGGCAAUUUAGUAAUACAGAA